This is a messenger RNA of Triticum dicoccoides, 961 nucleotides long. Its product is annotated as SWR1 complex subunit 6-like. NCBI's taxonomy places the organism in Eukaryota, Viridiplantae, Streptophyta, Magnoliopsida, Poales, Poaceae. The transcript is spliced from 4 exons. The record is from RefSeq and is a predicted model, not a curated record. Bases 143 to 664 code for a protein of 173 amino acids. Gene Ontology annotation, biological process: chromatin remodeling.
AUAGGGAAUCGCCUGCCUGACUGAGGGCUGGAUCACGAACUCCCUCGGAACAACAGGGCCCAAAUUGGUCCCUCAAGCCAGUCCCACAUCUCCCCCGCGCCGCCGACCGCCGUCCGCCGUCGCCGCGCGCCGGGUGCCCAAGAUGGACGGGGAGGAGGAGAACCCGGGGCCCUUCCGCCGCACGAGCUCGCGGACGCGGCGUAUGGCCUCCCGCAUGGCCUCCGCCCUCUCCAGCUCCGACAACCGCGCUCAGGCUGCUUUGGCUCGUCUUGAUGCGCUUGAGAGUGAUAAUGCUGGGGUUGAGGUGGUGGAUCUCAACGAUGAUGAGUAUGGAUCUACAGAUGAGGAGGACCAUGUUUUGAUGCAAAAGAAGCAGUCAAAGAACAUGAAACGCAAGACAAGGCGAGGAAAAGCUUUGGAGAAAAGGGCGGUAAGAUCUUUCAUGGAUGUUUUACAAGAGGCAAAUCUGGAGGCCUUGCCACCUCAUGUCCCAACAUAUCUGAGGGCUGCUGUGGGUCCACCGAGCACUUCAUCCCGUCGCCAUUACUGCUCUGUUUGUGGGAAUUCUUCAAAUUACACAUGCCCCAGGUGUGGAACACGGUUCUGUUCUUGCCGCUGCCAAGUCAUACACAAUGACACUCGCUGCCUGAAAUUUGUGGCUUGACCCAUCUGCAAGUCUGUGGAGCCUGGAGUUAUGUUGAAUGCAGUCGUGCCCUGUGGGCAUGUGGCACCUAAUGAUCUGUGCUUUUAUCAGAAAGAAAUGCUUAUUGUACAGCUAGCCAAGUACUAGUAGCCAGGUAGAUCUUUUUGCUGACCGACACCAUUUCUCCUUUAGAAAUGUUGUGUGGCUGGUGGUAAAUGAUAGCUGUACUUUAUUUAGCACUACUAAGAUUGAUUUCAGUGUACCACUGGAUCUCAUGAUGCAGGAAAUUCUAACUGCAAGUGUCCCUCUAGUGUUAUC